Molecule: messenger RNA, 3815 nt
Organism: Oncorhynchus kisutch (coho salmon)
Lineage: Eukaryota; Metazoa; Chordata; Actinopteri; Salmoniformes; Salmonidae
Product: N-acetylgalactosaminyltransferase 7
Exons: 12
Coding region: 433-2391 (652 amino acids)
Biological process (GO): protein O-linked glycosylation
Cellular component (GO): Golgi apparatus
Molecular function (GO): polypeptide N-acetylgalactosaminyltransferase activity
Source: RefSeq, a predicted model, not a curated record
GCAUUUUGGAGCUGUCUUACUCAAGAAAACAAAAAAGAGACGAUGUUUGUAUGCGGCUUUAUUAACUUAAUGAUAUAUAUAUUUUUAUUGUAUUUUUACUUUGUUUGCAAACUGAUAUGUGACACAUUAAUGCCAAAUAACAUGCAAAACAGGAAAGUCCUCCCCAACAACAACAAAAAUGUGAAGCUCAAAAGAGCCCCACCUGCCCUGACUGACGGUCGCCACUGCUUAUAUUAUAACUUUUGCUGGUAGUAGGGCGGUGUGACAGACAGAAAGAGAGUGAGUGCAGAUAAUGUUACAUGCCGACGAGAGGGAUUCAAUCAGGAGAGGCGCACGGUUGGCUCAAUUUGGGAUUCGAACUGGCUUUGGUAGACAGGGGUGCCACGAAGAAACGAGGUUAGCUAGCACCUCGUAGAUGGUCUUAUUUUCAAAAUGAGGUUAAGAGUUGGAUUUAUUCUUCGCAGUGUAAUAGUUAUUGCCACAUUCUUAGGGCUUGUGGUGCUUUGGUCUUCCCUUUCGCCGAAAGAGCACGACGAAAAUCCCUUUGCUAAACGGGAGGGAGAUGCCUCUAACCUCUUGCCUAAGAAUGACAUUGCUGACCAGUUCAAACCCGUGGUCCCCUGGCCCCACGUGGAAGGGGUCGAGGUGGACCUGGACUCCAUCCGACAGAAGAACAGAGGAGACGACAAGCUGGUUCCUGGCAAACCAGCCGGCGGUGCUCAGAACCAGCAGAAUGUCAUCCAGAAACAAUAUGUCACCUUCAAGCCCCACACCAAUGUCUACUCGGCACCCGUCCUAAGGAAGGGGACCCUGGGGAACUUUGAGCUCAAGGAGCCGGAGCCCCACGGGGUGCAGGAUGGGCCUGGGGAGGGGGCGAAGCCGUUCGUUCUGGGAGCGGAGUACCACGAGGCCGCCCAGGCCAGCAUUAAGGAAUUUGGCUUCAACAUGGUGGCCAGCGACAUGAUCUCCCUAGACAGGACCAUCAGUGACAUUCGCCAUGAAGAGUGUAAGUACUGGCACUAUGACGACAACCUGUUGACGUCCAGUGUCAUCAUCGUGUUUCACAACGAGGGCUGGUCCACCCUGAUGAGGACAGUCCACAGCGUCAUCAAGAGAACGCCCAGACGAUACCUGGCCGAGAUCGUCAUGAUCGACGACUUCAGCAACAAAGUGCACCUGAAGGAGAGACUAGAAGAAUACAUUAAGCAGUGGAACGGCCUGGUCAAACUGCACCGCAAUGAGAAGCGAGAGGGCCUCAUCCAGGCUAGGAGUAUAGGAGCCCAUGUAGCCACCCUGGGACAGGUUCUUAUCUAUUUAGACGCUCACUGUGAAGUCGCUGCCAACUGGUACGCCCCUCUGGUGGCCCCCAUAUCCAAGGACAGAACGGUGUGCACGGUCCCUCUCAUAGACUCCAUAGAAGGCCAGACAUUCCGAAUUGACCCACAAGGGGGAGGGGACGAGGAUGGCUUUGCCCGCGGCGCAUGGGACUGGAGCAUGCUCUGGAAGCGUGUGCCCCUCAGUAGCAGGGAGAAGGAGAAGAGAUUAACUAAAACUGAGCCCUAUCGGUCUCCUGCCAUGGCUGGGGGUCUGUUUGCCAUUGAGAGGGACUUCUUCUUUGAGCUGGGCCUCUAUGACCCAGGACUGCAGAUCUGGGGAGGGGAGAACUUUGAGAUAUCCUAUAAGAUCUGGCAGUGUGGUGGCCAGCUGCUCUUUGUGCCGUGCUCCCGCGUGGGCCAUAUCUACCGCCUACAGGGCUGGCAGGGCAACCCACCCCCUGCCCAUGUUGGCUCCUCGCCCACACUUAAGAACUAUGUGCGUGUGGUGGAGGUUUGGUGGGACGACUACAAGGACUACUUCUACGCAAGCCGGCCGGAGACCCUCACCCUGGCCUACGGGGACAUCAGCCAGCUCAAGAAGUUCAGAGAGGAGCACCGCUGCAAGAGCUUCAAGUGGUUCAUGGAAGAAAUUGCCUAUGACAUCCCCAUGAACUAUCCACUGCCCCCCAAAAACGUGGAGUGGGGAGAGGUCCGUGGAUAUGAGACCAGCUACUGCAUUGACAGUAUGGGCCACACCAACGGAGGCAACGUGGAGAUUGGACCCUGUCACAGAAUGGGUGGGAACCAGCUUUUCAGGAUAAAUGAAGCCAACCAGCUCAUGCAGUAUGACCAGUGUUUGACGAAAGGACCAGACGGGUCGGCGGUGAUCGUUACACACUGUAACAUGAACGAGAACACCGAGUGGAGAUACUUCAAGGACCUCCACAGGUUCACCCACGUCCCCACGGGGAGGUGCCUGGACCGGUCGGACAUCCUCCACAAGGUCUUCAUCGCAGACUGUGACACCAGCAAAAGCACACAAAAGUGGGAGAUGAACAAUAUUGUAGCGGUUUAAAGCUACGGCCCCACAGAGGGUACAUUACUCCUACUGGAACUCACUCGACAGGAUAGAGCAUCGAACACUGCACUUCAACUGUCUGCUGCAUUGAGAGGUUGUGUACGUCCAAAAUGGCACACUAUUUCCCUAUAUAGUGCACUACUUCCAGAGCCCUAUGGGCAGGGGUGUCAAUUGUGUAUGACAGUCAACAUACACCAACCAUUUUAAAAUGGUGGAAAGACUGUCUGGCUAGAGCACAUUGAUCUGAGGCAGCUUUUGUCUUAAAACAGUGCGGAGGUAGAAGAUUGCUGUAGAUGGCUAUGACACUGCACUUUUGACUUUACAUGGAACUUAACUCAUUUUUAAUCUCGGUGCUGAGCUAGUGCUUAGCAGCUAAUUGCUGUAUGACAUGUUUGUAGAAAGUGAAGUCCCUUAUUGACUGGGGAAUGAAGCUACAACUAAGGUUAAGGUGAUAAUGGCUGGAGUCAAUUUUGCUUGUUUUCGCUGUCUCCAAAUAGCUUUUUAGAGUUGAAAUUGUGUAGGUUUAACUGAAAUGACACCAAUACCUAAGGGCCCUGGUCAAAAGCAAUGCACUAUAUAGGGGAUACUGUGCUCUCUCAACCAUGUCCCACGGAAGAUACUCCUCCCUACACACACUGGACCUUUUUUCAGUUGUAGAUGUUUACAUGUUCUUGCUCUCUUCUCUCGAUCUUUACAUCUUAUUGGGGUCUUUGGGCUAUUACUCAGGGGUCUGAGAAUUUUUCUAACUUUAAAAAAACAUUGGUGGAGGAUUCAUUAAUCAAUGUGCAGAAUUGAACAUUCAACAAAUCGAAACCACUUCUAGUAGUCGUGUAAUAAACUGCCCACUAGCUAGGAUUUUAAGAAUAGUAUGUUUUUGAAAACUGCAAUGGAUUAUAACCUGGUCUCAGAUCUGUUUGUACAAUGACCCAUAGGUGUUUAAUUGGCAAGAAAGCACAAACAGAUCUGGGACCAGGCUAGAUGGAUAAGUCCACUCAUGAGUCAUGGUCAAGAAUGAACACUGGAUGUUUUGAAAGGACUUACUACUUCAAUGAUGUUGGUCUUAGGCAGAGUGAAAUUCCAAAAGCUUGAAUUUAACAUGUUUGCUCUAACUGGUGAAUUUCAAAUGGCUAUAUAAAGAAAGGGUCUGUGUUUUUAUAUAUUUCCAGCUUGGUAUGUAAAUGUUGUUGAAUGAUGACUACAAAGCAACCAGAAUCAGACACCAAUUUGUUCAAAGCAAAAUUAAGAAAAUGUGUUUUCUUUGGGGUAUGAUGUGAUAUGUAUGCAUUUUUUAUAAUGUAAAUAGGUUUGUUUCUAAAAGAGCUAUGCAGUGAGCCUUGGAUGAAGGUGUACAUAUCUAACUUAUAAAAACAUAGUGGCUCGAACUGCACUCAUGGCAAUAAAUUUAACCUUUUUACCAAUGA